AUCACCGUGGAGCGACCGGCGGAGAGAGAGGUCGAGGAGCGCUCUGCGGCACUGUGCGCUCUCGCGACUGCCCUUGCGCCCAAGAUGGCUGGUAACUUGCGUCCAAGAUGGAGCGAGCACCUCCCGAGGCCCGUCUCGGGUCGGUGAGCCCACGGCGCUGAGUCUGCGGUUGGCGUUGGACAGCCAGCGUGCGACGUGGCGCCGCCCAUGACUCCUCCCCCUCCUCCUCCUCCUCCUCCUCCUCCUCCUCCUCCUCCUCCUCCUCCUCCUCCUCCUCCUCCUCCCCCAGACGCUCCAACCUCCCUGGCAGGGUGGCAGGCCAUCGCGGGGGGGCUCUCGCUCUCUCUCUCUCCCUUCGCCCCGCUUCCAGUCGCGCCCCGGCGCACUCGGCCAUCAUCCCUCCCUGCUCCUGCUCGUCCUUGUUGUUGUCCCCCUCCCAUCUCUCCUUCGGGAGCCUCUGGGCGUGAGGCAGGCCCGCCGUUCGGGCGGCCAGACGGGUCUGGGAGCCAGGGCCCGUGUCGGGCCAGAUUUCUAUCCGGACCGAGCUAGGCCUCCCCCUCCAAAAAAAAACUAGUCCUCGUCCCCGCCUCCUGGUCCUCGGGACGAGGUGGCUCAAGGCGCCGGUAUCCUCCCAGGAGGCGGGGGGGGGGGGCGUCUGCCGCCCCUGGGAUGGGGAAUGGCCCCGACGACGGGGGCGUGCGAGAAGAGGGCGGAGGGGUCCACAUCGAGUUCCGGACGCCAGGGUCGGGGCGCACAACCGCCUACCUGGCCAGGGCGAAGGGGGACGUCCCCGUCGUCCCCAGGCUCGCGGAGGACACGGAGCCAAGGUUCGAUGGCACGAUCGACCAGUUUCGAGAGGGCGUGAAAGACGAGAAGGCCCGGGCGAGACUCCUGAACAAGGUGAAGGUGUGCGCGCAGUGCAAGAAGCCGUGCGCCUUCACGCUGCAGUGCUGCAACGCUUGCGGGUCUAGCUUAGCCGAUGUCCCGGUGUCAUUUAACGAUAACAUUUUCAUGGGUUUUGUACAUGGUAUCAAGAUGGGGAAGUUCCCGUUCAAGAUAUCGAAGACGCACCAAGACGCAAGCUUUUUGUGUUUCGACGACCCGCUGUCGAUGUCGUGCUGUCAUUUGAACGUCGUGCCGACCGAUGUUUAUAUAGCAGACUGGCGGUUUCUCCUCUUGAAUCCUGCCAAGGGUUUGAAACUUGUUACAGAUAUGUUCGAGACAGGGGCAAAGGUCGCAUUGGACCAGUUUUGGGGCAACGAUGAGUUCCGGAGUAAGAUCUUCAACGGCGAGCAGAAACCUCUGAGCACGAAGGAAAUCAUGGAUGUUACGUGUUGUGGUAUGAAUUUCCCGCCAUCGAUGUACCAGCUGCACCUUCAGUUCAUCCACAUGCCUCUCACACCUUUCCACUACAACCAGGCAAGACAGGGCGGGCACUGGCACUACGCCCGCUUCUUCCCACUGGAAUACGUGAUGAAGGCGCUCGAGCUUGGGAGCAAGGCGGAGAUGAAUGUGACCGAGAGCACUUCCAUCGAAGACAUCAUGCAGAAGCUCCAAGAGCAUGGGGUGGUCUACGACAGCGUGCACCGCGAGUUCUUGAACAAGUGUUGGCGCCUGCAGGAGCGAUUCGCGCCGUGGGCUGAGAAGGACUUCGGGUGUCAGAUCAUCAACGGGAGCGUUUUCAACAUGGCCGAAAACAGGAUGGAACUGGACUCUGACCCCCAGUCCAUACAGGCUGAAGACGCCAAGAAGCUCCAGAACUACGGUCGCCCCUACGAUGACGCCGGGAAGCCCACGGGCACAUACUACAAGUACGCCAAGGAGCCUGGCGACGUCGCCGACUUCCGCUGAGCCGGCUCCUUCCGCUCCCCCCCUCCCGCUCGCCCACCCGUUCCCGCGCUGCCUGUCCCCACUCCUUCCCCCCCCCUCGUCGAGGCCUCGAGGCUGCUGCGCAGCCGCCCAUUCUUUUGUGUGCCGCCCGCACGAGUUCUGGCCGAGGUCUGUGCUCGCUCAGGCUGUCGGCGCGUCCCGCCUGGCUUAGCGCAUCCUGUGUUUUGCCGUGCGUAUGUCUUGUUAUGUUCUUAUAUGCCCUCUGCAUGGUUCCUGAUGCGCUGGCGCGCCGGCGCACCUCGGCCCGCCUCCUUUCUUAGUCUCGGGGACCUGCGCUGCCGCGCAGGCGAAAAGCCGCGCUCGUGACGAAUCCGCGCUCACACCUGCACGAGGCCAUGGUUGAGCAUGUGAUCGUGACAAGAAAAAAGCCUUGCCCGAUUAUUUUCCUGGGUGCGUUUGUUGAACGCCUUUGCUUGUCGGGGUGCUUAUCCUGAGGGUGGUAUCUCUGCUCCUAAAUCAACACCCGGUACUGGGGAUACCACAUCCUGUGCCCGCGGCACGGUUGCGGAUAUGCGAGACAAGUUGCCUGCCCCGCAGUUUCCCCGCAGUCCAGCAGGCCGCGGCAUGGGCGACACAGAGCGAACGCCCCGGACGCCCUGAGCAGCGUCUGUGGCACGCCCCCAUCUCCUCUUAGUGUCCUUUGCCUCGAUUCUUCGUCGUCGUCCUCCUCCUCUCCCGAAUCCUCCUCCCUCCUUCGCACGCCCCAGCCCCCGCCCUGCCCGGCGCAGGGUGGGGAGCGGGGGGCUCUACUGGCCGCGCCGCCGCGCUCUUCGGCUAGCUACACCCCGCGCUCUCGGAGCAUGCCUGACUAGCGACGGGCGCCUUGAAAAGGAA
Prorocentrum cordatum is the source of this 2724-nucleotide messenger RNA. NCBI's taxonomy places the organism in Eukaryota, Dinophyceae, Prorocentrales, Prorocentraceae. The record is from the annotation of a GenBank genome assembly.